This is a messenger RNA of Momordica charantia (bitter melon), 723 nucleotides long. The record is from RefSeq and is a predicted model, not a curated record. NCBI's taxonomy places the organism in Eukaryota, Viridiplantae, Streptophyta, Magnoliopsida, Cucurbitales, Cucurbitaceae.
AUGGAAGAAGGAGCUUCGACGGUGAAGAAGGUCUUCCAGGAUUUCUUGGGACGACGAACCAGCAUUGUCAAAGCUCUCACCCUCGAUGUUGAAGAAUUCGUUCGGCAGUGCGAUCUCGAGGAAGAAGAUGAAGUUUGCCUGUACGGACUUCCCGACGGAGAAUGGAGAGUACGGAGUGCGUCUACGAAGGCAGCGACGAAUCCGAGGCCAGAGCCUGCAUCAGGAAUUAACUUCGCGAGAGAUGAUCGGACUCAAUUAAAGGACUGGUUGUUCCUUGUAGCUGCUCUUAGCGAUGCUUGGUUGCUCUCUCUGGCCUUCUACAACGGUGCCUGUUAUUUCGACAGAGUUCAGAGGCAAUGCUUGUUUGGUAUGAUAAACGACAUUCCCACAAUACUGGAGACCAUAACUAGAAGAUACAAGUCUAGAAAGCCUCCCAAGACCAUGGCGAGGGCAAUGGAAACCAAAGAGGAAGAUAAUGAGAUAUGUGGGAGUUGUGACAAGAAACCUAACCCAAACCAGAAAGAGUUUUGGAUUUGUUGCGACUUUUGCGACACUUGGUUUCAUGGCCAAUGCGUAAAAAUCACUCCUGAUCAAUCCACACAAAUUCACAACUAUAAGUGCCCAUCCUGUAGUUACAAAUGUAGAUGUAGGAGGUUACGCCAACAAUCAAUAAUCUCGAUAAAGAAGGCAAGUUUCAAAUUGAAGUGUAAAAGAUCCCAAUAA